GCGCGUUGCGGAAAAAACGAGAGUGUGCGCCGUUACGAGAUGCAGAGAUUGAUGCCCGAUUUUAAGGUCCUAGGUUGAGGUCAACCGGUGAUCUGAGAGGUCAGGUCAAGUGCUCCAAGGCGGCGAGUUUUAGUGGUGUCGUGCCACUGCCUCCCUGGUGAGUGACAUGGCCGGCCAACCUGCCCGACUGGGCCUCCAGCUCCCGGAGGUCAUCUCGCGACUGGAACUUUUCGCGCCCAGCCGACUCGCCGAAAAGUGGGACAAUGUCGGACUACUCGUCGAACCAUCGCCACCGAAACUUGUUCAGAGGAUGCUGCUGACCAACGACCUGACCGAGGACGUGAUGGCCGAGGCGGUGCAGCGGAAGGUCGACCUGAUCCUCAGCUAUCACCCGCCCAUCUUCCGACCUCUGAAGCGGCUGGCCUUCUCCAAAUCGUGGAAGGAGCGUAUUGCCAUUACCUGUGUGGAAAACCGUAUCGCCGUGUACUCGCCCCACACCUGUUACGACGCUCUGGACGGCGGCGUCAACGACUGGCUCUGCGAGGCGUUCGGACCGGCCCGGGUGACGCCCCUGACGCCCAGUCUGGCGCCGGAGCCGAGCGUUCAGCUGGCGGUGGCGCUGCCGGCCGGUCCGCAGCGCCAGCUCGACUGGGUGGACGACCUGCACGAGCUGUGCCGACAGCUGCCCGGCGCCUCAGUAGAGGCUAGGUACCAGGACGUGGUGCUGGACGUGCGCACGCUGGGCAGUCCGCUGACGAGCGGCCCCCAGCCUCGGCUCCAGCUGGUCGUCAGCACUCCCCGCCGGCACCUGGCGACCCUGACAGCGUUCCUCGGCUCCGCGGGACUCACCUCGGCCGCCACUCGACUCACGACGGCCGAACAGCUGCCGGAGCCCAGCCGCGGCACCGGGCGGCUGGCCGAGCUGGAGAACAAGCUCUCCCUCAGCGAGGCCGUGCAGGCCAUCAAGAAGCACCUGAAGCUGCAGCAUGUCCGUCUGGCAGAGGCCGUCGGCAAGCCCAAAGACUCGCCGGUGCGGACGGUGGCGGUCUGUGCCGGCUCCGGCGGCUCCGUGCUGGCCGGUCAGCAGGCCGACCUUCUGCUGACCGGCGAAAUGUCACACCACGAGGUGCUGGAUGCCACACACGCCGGCAGUCACGUGGUGCUGUGCGAACACAGUAACACGGAGCGUGGGUUCCUGGCGCGGCUGGCCGGCCGGCUGGAGGCGCUGCUGGCCGAACAGGUGGAGCUGGUGACGUCAGAGGCCGACCGGGACCCGCUCACCGUCGUCUAACACGGGGAGAGACCAGCUCACCGGCGUCAGGCACAGGCAAGCCCUGUUCUGCGCCCAUAAUUUUAUGUCGCUCUGAUGUUUUAUACGUUUGUUUAGGUGACAUCUGCAUCGGCAUCAAGAAGUGUUGCGUUGUGACAUGUCUAGGAAUGCUACAGGUUUACAGGCAUAGGGUGUUGCAUGCCACAGACAGGCUCGUUACCAAGAAUGGACAGUCUUGUGCGAGCUGUCACUGAACCCGUGGGUCGCUGAACGUUUGUAAAUGUUCUUUUGUGUUACCCUGGCGCUAUGACGGGUUACAGCAGGCUGUACUGUCUGAGAAAGGGAUUCUGGGUCAUCAGGGGAUCCUUGUACUUUGCCUGUGUUUCUUAAUGAGACGCUCUGCAAGUUUGUAACGAGAGUGUUUACCCUUGGUUGAGAAGGUGCUGUGAAACUGUAAUGUAAAACGAGUGGAGUGAAACACAUUUUGUAAAUGACUGAUAGGUGCGUGUGAUACAAUACACGCGUUGGAUAUAA
Messenger RNA from Amphibalanus amphitrite, 1804 nucleotides. Its product is annotated as NIF3-like protein 1. The record is from RefSeq and is a predicted model, not a curated record. The transcript is spliced from 9 exons. Gene Ontology annotation, cellular component: mitochondrion; cytoplasm. Bases 167 to 1291 code for a protein of 374 amino acids. NCBI's taxonomy places the organism in Eukaryota, Metazoa, Arthropoda, Thecostraca, Balanomorpha, Balanidae.